Dentiscutata erythropus is the source of this 520-nucleotide messenger RNA. NCBI's taxonomy places the organism in Eukaryota, Fungi, Glomeromycota, Glomeromycetes, Diversisporales, Gigasporaceae. The record is from the annotation of a GenBank genome assembly.
GCCUUUUGAUGGUGAUGAAUUUGAUAUCGGAUUGGCGGUAAAAAUUUGCCAAGGAAAACGACCAGAAUUUAGAAUCAAAUUUCCUACUAUUUAUGAUAAUUUGGCCAAAAGUUGUGCGCAUUCAGAUCCAAGCAGACGACCUAAUAUUGCUAUGGUUAUUUCUACAAUCAAUGACUGGAUUCAAGCUUUAAAAGCUUCGCCUGCAGAGAAUCUUGAAGAGACUGAUUUUUAUUUUGAUGUUAUUAAUAAAGCAUUUCAAGAUGCUGAUAUAAUUAAUAUUCCAGUUAUCGAGCAAACACAUCCAGAUUAUAUGUACACUUCAAAGCCAAUUAACACGAGAGAGAUCAUAAAAGCAUUUGGAAUUGAACUUGAGAAAGAUGGAACAAAAGCAUUAGAAUGGUAUUUGCAGCAAUAUCAAUUACAAUGGUUUUCGUACAACCAAUUUAAAGAUAUCCAAGAGAUUGGUCAAGGCGGAUAUGCGACGGUAUUUAAAGCUAAAGAAAAUAUAACAAAUCAAACA